This is a messenger RNA of Aspergillus homomorphus CBS 101889, 5757 nucleotides long. RefSeq lists its product as uncharacterized. The record is from RefSeq and is a predicted model, not a curated record. Bases 77 to 5521 code for a protein of 1814 amino acids. Gene Ontology annotation, cellular component: PAS complex; endosome membrane; fungal-type vacuole membrane. Gene Ontology annotation, molecular function: ATP binding; hydrolase activity, acting on acid anhydrides; ATP-dependent chromatin remodeler activity. Gene Ontology annotation, biological process: positive regulation of kinase activity; phosphatidylinositol biosynthetic process. The transcript is spliced from 15 exons. Lineage: Eukaryota; Fungi; Ascomycota; Eurotiomycetes; Eurotiales; Aspergillaceae.
CUAGGUAGACGGCGGUCUUCGGCGAACAACCACCGCCACUCAGUGACUAUCAGAGUGCUCAAACGGAUAUAAUAACAUGUAUCGCCCACGACCAAUCCUAAAAGAAAAUGCCACGAGCACGCCGUCGAAGCCCCUCCAAGCCGGCACCCCCGGAAGCUCUAUCGACCGGCUCUCGAGACCUUUCAAAUGCCCAGGGUCGGCUACUCCUACGCGUACAUCAGACAAGCCUGCGAGAAAGAGAAGGAAAGUGAACUAUGCAGGGGCAGAUGGAGCGGGUGACGAGGACAAUGAAAAGCCGUACACAAAUGAGGAUCGUCUCGCGCUCGCCACCAGGGAUGUGAACCGAUUCCCUGUCUUCAAACCCAAAGAUAAGGAUACAGCGUUCCGACAGAGAUUCAAAGUACCUCUCAUCAAUAAGCAGUCCGACAAUUUCGGCGCUCGGCCGGCCCCGACGCUAGGAAUGAGGCAAGGUGCUACGUUCGUUGUGAAACCGUUACAUGACCCAAGUGGCGAGUUUGCGAUAGUGCUUUACGACCCGACAGUCGAUGCUGUGGAAGAGACAGAGGCCAAAAAGGAAGAACAAGGGGAUGCAGAUGCUGAGAAGCCUCAGCUGGACGAACCGCUGGUGCACAAGAGCCUGGCGGAUAUCCUUGGGCUCAAGAAGAAGGUUGAAGACAGGCCAAAGGUGCCCGUUGUAAUAGAUCCGCGGCUGGCGAAGGUUCUACGACCGCAUCAGGUGGAAGGUGUCAAGUUCCUUUAUCGAUGUACAACCGGAAUGGUAGACAAAAAUGCGAAUGGGUGUAUCAUGGCCGAUGGUAUGGGUCUGGGUAAAACGCUUCAAUGCAUCUCAUUGAUGUGGACAUUGCUCAAGCAGUCCCCGGAGGCCGGGAAGACCACUAUACAAAAGUGCAUCAUCGCCUGCCCAUCCAGUCUGGUCGGAAACUGGGCUAAUGAGCUUGGGAAAUGGCUCGGAAAGGAUGCAACCACUCCAUUUGCAGUCGACGGCAAGGCCUCGAAAACCGAGCUCAUUGCUCAAAUGAAGCAAUGGGCCAUCGCCUCUGGCCGCUCGGUCGUCAGGCCGUGCCUGAUCAUCUCCUAUGAGACUCUACGCUUAUACGUCGAUACACUGAGAGACACCCCGAUUGGUUUGCUACUAUGCGACGAAGGUCACCGAUUGAAAAACAAAGAGAGUUUGACUUGGACUGCACUCAACAGCUUGAACGUACAACGACGGGUAAUUUUGUCUGGUACUCCAAUCCAGAACGACCUAUCAGAGUACUUUUCACUUCUUCAUUUCGCGAACCCGAAUCUGCUGGGCUCACAAAACGACUUCAGAAAGAGGUUCGAGUUACCAAUUCUCCGAGGAAGAGAUGCCGCCGGCUCAGAAGAAGACCGGAAGAAAGGAGAUGAACGGCUGGCCGAGCUUUCGGGCAUAGUGAACAAGUUUAUCAUUCGCCGAACGAACGAAUUAUUGUCCAAGUACUUGCCAGUCAAGUACGAACAUGUCGUGUUCUGCAACAUGUCUCAAUUCCAACUCGAUCUUUACAACCACUUCAUCCAGAGUCCAGAGAUCAAGAGCUUGCUCAGGGGCAAAGGGAGCCAACCUUUGAAGGCCAUUGGACUACUGAAAAAGCUUUGCAACCAUCCUGACCUUCUCAACCUCUCCAUGGACCUUCCGGGCUGUGAACACGCAUUUCCUGAUGACUAUGUUCCUCCGGAAGGCAGGGGACGCGAUAGGGAUAUCAAAUCUUGGUAUUCAGGCAAGAUGAUGGUCUUGGACCGUAUGCUGGCACGGAUCCGCCAGGAUACAAAUGACAAGAUUGUUCUGAUUAGCAAUUAUACCCAGACGUUGGAUCUCUUUGAGAAACUCUGCCGAUCACGGGGAUACGGUUCCCUACGAUUGGACGGUACUAUGACCGUGAACAAGCGGCAGAAGCUUGUCGACAAGUUCAAUAACCCCGAUGGGGAAGAAUUCGUUUUUCUACUGAGCAGCAAAGCAGGUGGAUGUGGUCUGAACCUGAUAGGUGCGAAUCGCCUGGUAUUGUUCGAUCCCGAUUGGAAUCCCGCAGCCGAUCAACAAGCUCUGGCCCGUGUUUGGCGUGACGGCCAGAAGAAGGACUGCUUCGUUUACCGCUUCAUUGCAACUGGCUCAAUCGAAGAAAAGAUCUUUCAACGUCAAUCACACAAACAACUGCUUUCUUCGUGCGUCGUGGACUCCGCCGAGGAUGUCGAGCGACACUUCUCUCUUGAGUCUCUGCGUGAGCUGUUCCAAUUCAAGCUGGACACUCGCAGUGAUACACAUGAUACUUUCAAGUGCAAGCGUUGUCGGCCGGAUGGGACACAAUAUAUCAAAGCCCCUGCCAUGCUGUACGGUGAUACCAGUACUUGGAACCAUUUUGUGAAUGACGGAGAGAAUGGUCAUCUCAGCAAGAUCCAGGACUUGCUGAUACGACAGGAAACGGGAGAAAGAGACGUAUCUGCGGUCCUCUGCGAGCCCGAGUCGAGUCACCAUCGCCUCACCGCCCAGCCUAGCCAGACGACGCUUGCACACCAUGAAAAUUAUCUAAAAAUCGGCCCCCGGAGCUUAAUCAAUCGGCUCGAGAAGGUUGUUCGCGAAGCCGCAUUCAGAGGCGAGCACGAGGAGAUCCAGAAGAUCGUUGACCAGCUCUGCCACGAUUAUGCCUACGCCGUGCAUCAGCCUCAUGCCCGAAAUGGCGGGUUGAUCGGGCUGGCUGCCGCAUCCAUAGCUUUAGGAUCUGAGGGUGUUGCACCUUAUUUAAAGGAAAUCGUACCGCCGGUGCUGGCUUGCUUUACAGACCAAGAUGCGCGCGUUCGGUAUUAUGCAUGCGAGAGUAUGUACAAUAUCGCGAAGGUUGCGAAAGGGGAGAUUCUGCUCUUCUUCAAUGAGAUUUUCGAUGCAUUGAGCAAACUUGCCUCGGAUUCCGAAUUGUCGGUCAAAAACGGUGCAGAGCUUCUGGACCGACUUGUCAAGGAUAUUGUCUCCGAAUCCGCUGCCUCUCAUGUCUCCGUUUUGCAGCUCAACGAAAAGCAGCAGACAGAUCCAGAAUCUUUGGAGGAUGCGGAUCUACCUACUGCAUUUUCGCUUCCGAAGUUCAUCCCCUUGCUGAAAGAGCGCAUCCACGUCACGAGUCCUUUCACACGAACAUUUCUGGUCUCAUGGCUUACUCUCCUGGACACGAUACCUGACCUAGAGUUGAUUUCGUUUUUGCCGGACUUUCUCGGAGGGUUGAUCAGGUUUCUUGGAGAUCCGAAUCGAGACGUCAACGUCGCGACUCAGGCACUUUUAGAUCGCUUUUUGUCAGAGAUCAAGAGAAUUGCUCGUCUCAAGAAGGGCAUUGAGGAGAGCCGCAAAGAUCAAGGAAGUGACAUCAGGCAAUCAACUACCAGCGACGGCCUCAGCGUCACCACGACGACCGAUCAGACUCUAGCCGUCGAAUCGGAGACAAAUGAUAAUGCGAUAGAGGAUUCUGAGGUGGAUUCCAUCACCGACGAAGAUGGAUUUAAUGCGGAUGGGGACUGGAUUCCAGGUCAAGACGUCCAAAUCGACUAUGCGAGAAUAUUGGAAAUUCUAGUAGGAUAUGUCGAUACAUCAUUCGUGGAAGAAAUGCAAUUGACGGCCUUGCGCUGGAUCGACAAUUUCUUCGAGAUCAGUCCUGAAGACAUUCUUCCUUUUGUGCCUCGCCUCUUGACACAAGUACUUCCGGCGAUGUCCAGCGGCUCGGAUCAGGUGCGGCAGGCCGCAAACCGAGUGAAUACAUCUCUACUGGAGUACAUCGUCACCUUAUCAGAAGACACAUCGGAGGAGACCCGGCAACCUCUGCCUAAGCCCAGUAACACAAAUAGCAAAGACAUCGUGGUCGAAAGGAGGUCAUCCACACCCUGCAGUAGGCCCAACGAAGGCACGUCCAGCGACACCAAGAAGCAGGCUUCGCCAGCCGAGGGGUCUACUGAGCCGACUCCUAGGAGUAGUAUCAUUUUCACAUCCGUGCCUCCUGCAGAUCUCGAUUAUGCCGCUGCUGUCAACUCUCUUACUCUGCAAUUCCUGAAUGAGAAUGAAACUACAAGAGUCGCUGCGCUGUCUUGGCUAAUUAUGCUACACCGCAAGGCCCCAAAGAAGGUGAUCGCAUUCAAUGACGGGACGUUUCCUGCGCUGCUGAAAACACUGUCCGACCCGGCGGAGGUGGUGGUGACCAAAGACCUGCAGCUUCUCUCGCAAAUUUCCCGGAAUAGCGAGGAUAGCUACUUCAAAUCUUUCAUGGUGAACCUGCUACAGCUCUUUUCGACCGAUAGAAACUUGCUUGAAGUUCGUGGGAACCUUAUUAUUCGGCAGCUCUGCAUGAACCUUAGCCCUGAGCGCAUCUAUAGGACUCUUGCUGACUGUCUCGAGAAGGAGGAGGACAUCGAGUUUGCCAGCAUCAUGGUGCAGAAUCUCAACAACAACCUCAUUACCGCGCCUGAGCUUUCCGAGCUUCGUAAGCGUCUGAGAAACCUAGAUAACAAGGCCUUUUUUGUUGCUUUAUUCAGGUCGUGGUGCCAUAAUGCCGUCUCAACAUUUUCACUGUGUCUGCUCGCACAAGCGUACGAGCAAGCAUACAAUCUGCUUCAAGUCUUCGCCGAGCUCGAAAUGACCGUCAACAUGUUGAUCCAAAUCGACAAGUUGGUGCAGCUGCUUGAAUCCCCCGUCUUCACCUACCUCCGUCUCCAGCUCCUCGAACCAGAGCGAUACCCAUACCUAUACAAAUGCCUCUACGGAGUCCUAAUGCUCCUCCCACAGAGCUCCGCGUUCGCGGCCCUGAAGAACCGCCUUAACAGCGUCAGCAGCAUCGGCCUCCUGCACACCGGCCCGCGACUAACCGCACUCCCCUCCUCCCUAACCACAAACUCCACCUCAACCUACGACCGCCCGACCGGCAGCAGCCGCCUCAAACGCGAAGACUCCUCCAGCUCAACCUACACGACGGCCUCCGCCGCGGCAGCAGCAGCAGCCGCAUCAUCCGCGCCAACGGCCUCAAUCCGCUGGGUCGAACUCCUCGACAAAUUCAAAUCCGUCCAGGAAAAAGCCCGGCGCGCGCAACGCGCCUCGCAGCGCCCACUGGAUCACGACCCAUUGCUCCUCGGCACCGGCAGCGGCGGCCCCGGCUCCGCAAGGGGCCCAGGAGCAGGCGAUCCCCGCGGUAAAGACCGCAGCAGCGCUAUUGCCGCAAUCCUACCUGAUGUCCCGCGAGGCGGCGCCGGGGGUAGCACUGGUCUUGGUAUUGGUGGUGGAGACGGGACACGUGGAACAGGUGGGCCCGAUUCCUCUGCGGGCGCGGCCGGCAUGGCUGGCGGGCCUGGGGGUACUGGUGGUGGUGGUGGUGGUGGUGGUGCGGGAGGACCUGGCGGAGCGGCGGCGGCGGCGGCGGCUGGGGCUGGUGGUCGCGCUGCGCUCGGGCAUCGGCAUAAAUCCAGCUUGCCGAAUCUAGGGCGUCUGGGUAUCGGGAGUAGGAAGUCGAAACGGUGAUUGUUUCAGGCGGGCCGAUGGCGAUUUUGGUUGAAGGGGUGGAGGCGUCCGUUUCGGACGAUGGGGGAGGAUUGUUCGAGAUCGGUUGCUGGGUGGUUGUAGUAUACGCUGGUCGCGUGGAGGUGCUGGAGCGCGUCUGUUGACCUCCCUCCCUCCCCAGGCACGGGGAUAUACUCUGGCUAUGUCUAAGGCUUUCCGCUAGAUCCAUGAAUAUCAUUAGACAAUCGCUAUCCGAG